Maudiozyma barnettii is the source of this 621-nucleotide messenger RNA. RefSeq names its product Shr3p (gene SHR3). Bases 1 to 621 code for a protein of 206 amino acids. The transcript has a single exon. Gene Ontology annotation, biological process: endoplasmic reticulum to Golgi vesicle-mediated transport. NCBI's taxonomy places the organism in Eukaryota, Fungi, Ascomycota, Saccharomycetes, Saccharomycetales, Saccharomycetaceae. The record is from RefSeq and is a predicted model, not a curated record. Gene Ontology annotation, cellular component: endoplasmic reticulum membrane.
AUGCUUUCCUACAAAGCCAUGUGCACUCUCGGCUCUGCCGUUAUAUUGAUCUCCACUUCAUUCAUUAUGGGUGUGUUCUACAGUAAUCUGGCCUACGAUUACAAAGUCUUAUUCCAACCAGAUAGUGUAACAGCUGAAGAUUUCGAAAGAACUUUGAAACAUUACCAAUUCUUAAACGAAGUCGGUCAUCCGCUUCUGUACAUCCUGAGUGGUGUUGCAUUCUUAGGUUUGAUCGGUCAUAUGGUUAGAUUGUACAAGCCAAACGAAGAUUUAAAGAUGUUUGAAUAUGGUUCCCUUGGUAUGUACGUCAUGGGUAUCUGUGUGUUCAUCACUAACAUCAAGACAGGUAUUGAAUGUUCUUUGACCGGUAACUGGGGUGAAGUCACUGAAAAUCAAGGUAUCGCCGUGCUAGGUUCAUCUAACAUCAUCUUAUUGUGUGUCUUCAUUGGUGUUCUAUUAUUACAAGCUGGUCUAUGGUGGGCCAAUUUCGAUUUAGACACUAGAAUGAAACAAUUCUAUGCUGAUGAAGCAAAGAGUGCCACUACUAAGAAAGAACAAGUUCCAGAGAAAGGAAAGAAGGGUGGUAAGAAGCCAGCAGCUCAAAACAAGAAGAAGAACUGA